GGAGCGGAUAAGCCACCUCAGGAGAAAUUAACCGCACAAUGUUUCAUUGAGUAAAACACUGCUGUCACGUGAUCAAUAAUCCCCAGUUUCCCAGAUUAAACUAAACACUCUCAUCUAUAGCUGUAAACCUACUGGAUACAUUUAUAUGGUUUGAAUAAUAGAUUAAAUAUAUGGCUAUAAUAAACAAUUUCCUACGAAAGAAAAAACGUCUUGACGGGUAAAAAUGCAAUACAUAAAAUAACAAAUAUAUGUUAAUACGACAGACCGAUUUACACAGACAGGUGCAUUCUAAUAAUUAUUUUCAAAGUCUAUAUUAGUGCAAUGCAGCAGUUCUAAAUUGAUCAAAUCUCAGAGAGCUACAGGGCGGGGUCACAUAUUUUUCUUCUAUUUUUAAACCUCCACUCAGACACACAGAGAGAGCGAGGGAGAGAGAGAGAGGGAGAGAGAGAGAGAGAGAGAGAGAGAGAGAGAGAAAGACAGGCAAGCAGGCGGGCUGCGAUUAGCAACUCGGAUGGUACUUUCAUUCACUGUAUGCAGAACAUCAUCUUUGCCCGAGGUAAAAACAACAGCUCCACCAGCCGGGCGAGCAGCCUGCACAAUGGGGGUGGGGUUGCUCUGGCAAGCAAGGCAGUCCGCUCCGAGACAGAAGAAGUUGCAUAUACCCCAUAUGCUUUGGAUAUAACCACUCCAAGUUUUUGUUCAAAUGUUGUGGUAGUGCACAUAUAUUGGAUUGGUUGCACUUAUUAUUUAAAAUCUGCAUAACAACAAUCAAAAGUUGAAAACACGGAGAUCACCUUGGCCCUGUCCCCGGAAUGAUGAACAUGUGCACAUGUGGUUCUGUAGCUCAGUGAGUCGAGUGUGAUAACAAACGCCCAGGGUUGGGGGUUUGAUUCUCAGUUGGAGCUGUCCAUGCUAAAAUGCGUAAACCGGAGAAGGCGUAAACACUGUGCAGACAAUCGUCCACAAAAGCAUGCACUGACUUUUAAACAAUAUAUACAAAACUGAAGUUCUGUAAAUCAGAAGUCCUGGUACCCCUGGCUGCGCUCCACCAACCUGUCUGCACGUACGUGACGCAUGGGAGGGGGGAGACUACUUAAAGGCGGAUUAACGCUGGCAAGACAUUAAAUCCAACCUCCCUCCAUCCAGACGCAGCGCGCAGCCCAUCAACCUGACCUGAAGAUCGAAAAUAGGAGGGCUUAUAGUAAUCAGCCCUUCAGACUCCCAUGACAAGAGUGUGGCAACGUCGCGGGAGCGCUCGGAACACACAGCAGGACACAUACUGGCGCUGUGCGCACAGCACAAAAUCAACCAGAUAGCGCGCAGAGAGACGAAGGAAACACCGGGGACGGCAGCAGCAUCCCGUGACGGAUGCGUUUUUUGAGCUAAACCCGGACGCUCUGGAGACCGAAAACCACGCGAGUCAGAGAAAAACAGGACGGGAAAUAACGCGUUUUUUCGGAGGGAUUUGAAAAGAGUGCCGUUGUGCUCUAGUCUUCUCCGGAUGCUCAGAAAUGGGGGAAUGGACUAUACUAGAGAGGCUCCUGGAGGCUGCUGUCCAGCAGCACUCUACUAUGAUAGGAAGGAUCCUACUAACAGUGGUGGUCAUCUUCCGGAUUCUAAUCGUAGCAAUAGUUGGAGAGACUGUCUAUGAUGACGAGCAGACCAUGUUUGUUUGUAACACCUUACAACCGGGCUGCAACCAGGCAUGCUACGACAAGGCAUUUCCCAUUUCACACAUUAGAUAUUGGGUCUUUCAAAUCAUCAUGGUAUGCACCCCGAGUCUUUGUUUUAUCACGUACUCGGUGCAUCAAUCGGCCAAGCAGAAGGAGCGGCGGUACUCAACAGUCUAUCUGACACUAGAUAAGGAUCAAGAUUCACUGAAGCGAGACGAGAGCAAAAAGAUCAAGAACACCAUUGUUAACGGAGUACUUCAGAACACAGAGAACUCCACCAAAGAAGCCGAGCCGGACUGUUUAGAAGUCAAAGAGAUCCCUAAUUCGGCAAUGAGAACUACAAAGUCCAAAAUGAGGCGACAAGAGGGCAUCUCCCGGUUUUACAUCAUCCAGGUGGUUUUCCGAAACGCGCUGGAGAUCGGCUUUUUGGUGGGUCAGUACUUCUUGUACGGAUUCAACGUCCCGUCGGUGUACGAAUGUGACCGCUACCCCUGCAUUAAAGAUGUCGAGUGCUACGUCUCCAGACCUACGGAGAAGACCGUGUUCCUGGUCUUCAUGUUCGCGGUCAGCGGGUUCUGCGUGGUGUUGAACCUGGCAGAACUCAAUCAUUUGGGGUGGAGGAAAAUCAAAACCGCCGUGCGCGGUGUGCAGGCUCGGCGGAAGUCCAUUUAUGAAAUCAGAAAUAAGGACUUGCCGAGGAUGAGUGUACCUAAUUUUGGCCGCACUCAGUCCAGUGACUCUGCUUAUGUGUAACACAUGGAAAAGAAGCAGCGAAAACAUGUAAAAAAGAGAACAUGAUGGACAUGGUGGACAGCUCGCACGCCUAAUUCGCGUCAUGACCUUAAGAGUGGGCAGAUUUCUUUGAUUUGUUGGUUGGUCUUUUAAGGACUUCAUGGCAAGUGUGGGUUACACGUUUGUUGACUCAUUUAUUAUUGCACUGAUGCAACUUUUUAGUAACAUUUAUACUCUGUAAGAUGCUUAAUGGACAUGUUCACACAUUUACUCGUUGUGGGCUUGUUCUGCUGUACUUGAAGAGAGUAAAUGCAAAAAUUGCACUACGAGGUGAACACUUGAGGGCCUGACCUUAUCCAAAAUGUGCUACUGACCUGACGGUGUUUUUAAGACUUUUUCUUUCUAACUGUUUUUGGCAUCAAUCUAAUUAAAUGGCAUCGUACACAGUGUUUAAAGGACAGUGCUAUCAUCCAGAUUUAUAUUUGCAUAGAUAUAAACAUCCUUACUGGCUACGAUACGACCUAUAGUUGAAAUACAUCAUCGUGAUUCAUAUUUUUAUGUUGCCUGUGUUGCACCACUGACCUUAACAUAUGUAACCAUUCCAUUGCUUUAGAGCUGACUUGCAAAACAAUAUCUGGUGAAUUUGCUGCACACGCUAACGUCUGUGACUUCCUUAAUUUAUGACACACCAAAGCGCCCACUGCUUUUAUUUGUGAAGUGUUUUUUCUUGCUUUUGUGUAAUCAAGUGCCAUACUUGUAUAUAAACAUGAUAUAUAUGUAUACAUAUAAAUAUAUAAAUAUAUAAUAAUCAUCAUGAAAGCUGAUACCCUGCUUGGAUUAUGCUAAAUGCCUCCCAAUUUUUUAUUUGCUUUAAAUGUAUUUGUUGUGAUUUAAAUGAAAACAGAAAAAAGAAAGUUAAUACAGUUUUCUCCAUUUUAUUUUGCAAAUGACUGGAAAAAUAAAUGAAAUGCUAGUCUUUUUUUAUAUUCAAGAAGUAAAUGUUUCUCCCUAAUCAAAGCUGAUCAAAACUGAAAAAUAGCACAAAUUGACAUUUUUAUCAAAGAAUGGGCAAUAGAAAUCUGCUCCGGUGCUACAGUUUUUCAUAGUGGUUUCAAUGUAACCAAAACCAACCAGAAAAAAGAAACAUCUUUUUUUUCUGUGGAAAAUAAAAGUGGGAUUCAUGUACACCAG
Molecule: messenger RNA, 3596 nt
Organism: Pungitius pungitius (ninespine stickleback)
Lineage: Eukaryota; Metazoa; Chordata; Actinopteri; Perciformes; Gasterosteidae
Product: gap junction delta-2 protein
Exons: 2
Coding region: 1512-2426 (304 amino acids)
Biological process (GO): cell-cell signaling
Cellular component (GO): connexin complex
Molecular function (GO): gap junction channel activity
Source: RefSeq, a predicted model, not a curated record